Messenger RNA from Myxocyprinus asiaticus (Chinese sucker), 5408 nucleotides. Its product is annotated as acylamino-acid-releasing enzyme-like. The transcript is spliced from 26 exons. Gene Ontology annotation, biological process: proteolysis. The record is from RefSeq and is a predicted model, not a curated record. Gene Ontology annotation, molecular function: serine-type endopeptidase activity. Lineage: Eukaryota; Metazoa; Chordata; Actinopteri; Cypriniformes; Catostomidae. Bases 204 to 3263 code for a protein of 1019 amino acids.
ACAGUCCAAACAAAUCGGGCUCACGGUUUCUAGCGUGUAACACAAAUUUAGCCAAAAUGUUCAGCUGUACAAGUCAACUCACAGAGGUAAAUUAAGUUUAAAUUAAGCUACACAGAACUAUUUUGCGAGGAGAGGAGCAGCCAGUUGUCAAAAGAUGUGUGGAGUGUUGUUCUCUGUACCACUGUCCUUACUGUGGGCCUGAUAUGUUCAAACCCACCAUCAAAAGCAAGUGUUUGAAACAUUUACAGGGACACCGCAGAAGAGCAAUACGACACAAAGAGUUCUUUAUUUUCAAAUGUCAUUUAAAGUGCCGAACUGCUCCACACUUUCACUGCAUCAGCUGCACUUCCACCUUCAUGAGGAAGGAUGGAUUUCUAAAACACCUGCUGAUGUGUGAGAGCAAAAAACCCAAGGUAGUGGUAGUGGAGGUCAAAUCAGAGGAGAGCUCACCUGCGUCAGAAACUGUUACAGCAGUCUCAUCUGAGGCAGGCAGUGCUGAAGAUAUGACUGUUAGUGACAGAGCCAAGAGCCUGGUCUCUGGGGACACUCCGAUAAACGGGAAAAGAAAAGUUUAUCUUGUGCAACACUCAUUCCCUGAACAGGCUCCCAUUGUCCUGCAGUCUAUAGAUGAGCAGAGAGUAGACAAGGGGCCCACAUGUGAAGAGAUGGCAGUCCAAGGGUCUGAAAAUGAGAUGGUGGGCCAGGGUCCCACAGCUGAUGGAGAUAUUGUGGAGGGGCAGAUGAGCACAGAUAAACCAUCAAAAGCCUCAAUGGAUGAAGGAAAGCCUUCAGUGGUAGACCUCAGUGUCUCUGUAGGGGAUCACAAUGUCUGCAAUUCUGCUGAGAACCCUCACCCCACAGAGACUGAUGUUGCCAUACGGACUUUGGUUAAUGAAAUCUCUGGACACACACCUGUUGAAAGCACCGUCCCACUAAGGUCAAGAUCCGAUACACAAGAUCUGUGUCCUUUCUGUGGUUUAAUGCUGCACAGGAAAAAUCUGCAGGUGCACUUAAGGAGGAAACACCCAGAGCAAGUGUCAAGUCAAGAGAAACCGGCACCGGCUCAGGUGAAAAACCUAAAACAGCAGAGACUCCCUCUGCGACAACAACAAAAGAUUGCAAUGGAGAGUGAGAUCAGAGAUGUGUUCAGACACUGUAUCAGGUUUCCCAAUCCUAUUUCUGCCUCUGUGAUCGCUGACGAGCCAGUGGACACUGCCAAUGAAAAGCGGUGCAUUACCAUAUUGACCUGCUGGAGUCAGUGUGACUUGGAGAGAGGGGUGAAAUUACUUUUCUCUCAGAAAUGGACACUUCUGUGUAAACAUGGCAUAAUAGAAUAUGUACUUCCAUCUGGAACGAGCACAUACAUGCAGGGAGCGUUGCUUAGAUGCCAAUCUCCAUCUGGGACCCUUAGAGCUGUCGUCCGGGAAGAGGCAGUACAUCAGUACCUGGAGGUAUGGGGUCAAAAUGGUUUGGAGAAAAGUUUUGACCUCACAGCUCUGAAUAAACAUGGAAAAGUGUAUGAAGAUGCUCAGUUCGCAUGUCUAGCCUGGUCACCAUGUGAAAAAAAGUUACUGUAUGUUGCUGAGAAGAAAAGGGUGGAGCCAUCAGGGCUUUCAUCACUUGGAUCAGCCAAUGAGGAUGGAGGGAUAGUGUUGCUGGAGGAACAGGAUAAGAAUUUGUACGCUGAAGACUGGGGAGAGGGACUGAUGGGUAAAUGCUGUCCGGUAUUGUGUGUAGUUGAUCUUAAUAAAGGAGCAGUCAUCGUAUAUGCUGGUGUCCCUCCUCACAUAUCACCAGGGCAGGCUUUGUGGGCGCCUAAUGGGCGGGGCGUGUUGUUUGUGGGCCAGUGGAAUGAGCCAUUCAGAUUGGGCCUGAAGUUCUGCUCCAAUCGUAGAUCAGCCCUGUAUUACCUGGAUUUGAAAGGGAACUGUGAGUGCUUGUCGUCUGAAGGCGUGUCUGUGUUGAGCCCUCGAAUGAGUCCAGACUCCUGCUGGAUCGUCUACUUGCAAGGACAAGUGUUUGGACCACAUCAUCAGUGCCUGAGUAUGAUGCUGUAUGACAUGAAGAACAGAACCACUUCAGUCUUGGUUGAUGUGGUCAGGAGAGCAGUAAAAGGUCAGUUUGCUGGUAUAUAUGAAUCGUUGCCGUCUCACUGCUGGUCUGCAGACAGUGAGAGAAUCUUCUUCAGCAGUGCCUGUGAAAACUAUAAGGCAGUGUUCUCAGUGAACAGAUGUACAGGAAGAGUCACACAAGUGUGUGGAACAGAUGCUCUAAGACUAGAUGACUUUGGGAGUGUGCAGCUGUUGACAAUACAGAAAGACAUGAUGGUGAUGAGCUGCUCAUCUCCAAAUCAGCCACCCUGCCUGAGAGUCGGCUUUCUCUCAUCAGUAGAUCAUGCUGAGGACAUGCAACUUUAUAAUCUGGGCAGAGCAAACGUGUAUGAGGGAUUUGAUUGGCAGCCCAUGUUGAUCACGCCCCCUUCUCAAGAGGAAAACCAUCAGUUCUCUGAUCUGAAUUUUGGAGCAAUUUUGUUGAAGCCGUACGCUCCCGAGAGAAGGAAAACUCCUCUAGUGGUGAACAUACAUGGUGGUCCUCACAGUCAUUUUGCUGCAGAAUGGAAUGCCACAGCCGCUGCUUUAUCCAAACUGGGCUUUGCCAUUCUGAUGGUUAACUACAGGGGUUCCACUGGUUUUGGCCAGGACAGCAUAGAGUCUCUACUCGGAAACGUCGGCAUUCAGGACGUCAAAGAUGUUCAGAGAGCUGUGUUGUGUGCUUUGCAGAAUGAUGCAACACUUGAUCCUGAUAGGAUCGCAGUAAUGGGUGGCUCUCAUGGUGGCUUUCUGGCCUGCCACCUGAUUGGUCAGUAUCCAGAUUUUUACAGAGUGUGUGCAGCACGGAACCCUGUCAUUAAUGCAGCCACGCUGCUCGGAACCACUGACAUUUUAGACUGGAGAUAUUCCUCUGUUGGGAUUCAGUAUUCUUUUGACCUGCUGCCCACAUCACAGUCCCUCACUGACAUGCUAGAGAAAUCGCCUAUAAUACAUGCUGCACAGAUACGCGCUCCUGUGUUGUUGAUGUUGGGUGGGAGAGACAGGAGAGUAUCAUCUCACCAGGGCCUGGAGCUCUACAAAGCACUCAGGAGCAGGAACACACCAGUCAGGUUACUAUGGUACAGUGAUGAGGGUCACUCAUUGUCCAAAGUCAGCACUCAGUCUGACUGCUUCUUCAACAUUGUUCUGUGGUUCAAAGAACAUUUAAAUUGACAGCACUCACAACAACAAUUCUUGGUCUUUGCAAAUCUGCUGUUUCAGUACUGAAGUUCUCAAACACACAUAAAAUAUCCAUAAGAUGUUUUUCUGUCUGCACACAUCAUCAUUGACAUUUUUGCCAAAACUAAAUGUUUAUUAAUAUUUCUGGGCACCCAAAGAGUAUUCAGGUCCCUGGCCACUAGAGAGCAGACCUGUCCAAGUUUAAUCAGCCCAGCAAAAUAAUGGGUCAAAUGACGAAGGAUGGAAUCAUUAUGUAGAGAAAUCUGAGCCAAAAUCCGAACAGUCAUGCUUUUUGUUUUGUGAAAGAUUUAAAGGUUUACUCCUCACUACCUUUUUACCCUUAACUGUAUAAUUGUGAAGCUUGUUUGUAGAAUAGUUUAGUUCAGAAUAAAAUACAUGUACUUUUAGAAUGGAAAUAGAAGAAAAUAUGAUACAUUUUUUUUUUUUUUUUUUAUAGUUUCUAAAAAUGUAUCUGCAGAUAUGUUAAACAUUCCAUUGUGGCCUGUGUUUCACACUAAGAUAUUUAUAAAAAUGAAACGAGAGAGAAAUGUGUACCAAGAUGUUUAUAAACAUAAAACAAGAGAGAAAUGUGUUGCAGUUACUGUGACUGAAGUACAUGUACACAGACACAAGAUCCAGGUGUGCACCCUAUUGAUGGUGGCUGCAAUAAAAGUUCACAUGAUCUAAGAUUCUGGGGUCUAAACUACCCAUAAAAAGUUUUACAAUACUAAGACAUUUUUGUUUUUGAAAUGCUUCUGUUCAACAAAGAUGCAUAUAAAUUGAUUAUUUCUAUUUAAAUAAAUGCUGUAUUUUUUUUUUUUUUUCAAACUUUUUGUUCAUCCAAGAAUCCUCUACUUAAAGCAGAUCAAGUAUUUGGCAUGUAAUGUUCAUUAAAGCUGGCAGUUUAGGACCUAUGAGGGGACUGUUUCUCAAACUAGAGAUGCUGAUGUACACUGUCUCUUGUUUUUGUGCCUCUGGGCCGUCCUCUUCUCUCGGUCCUGGUUGAAUCCAGUUUGCUUUCUUCUUUCAAAACAGCAGUGCAUGGAAUAGCCUUCGUCUUUCAAAAGAACAACAGACUGAUGAAUUUCAGGCGAAGUUUCUUUUUGGCCAUUUUUAAAACCAAAAUAUAACUUGCAAGUGUAAAGUGACAAGUGAACUUAAUACUUCAGCAACUGGAAAAGGACACUGCAUUGCAAUUUCCACACUUUAUUAGUUAGCACAACGGUUUUCAACUGUUGUAAUAAGAAAAGUUUCUUGUGUACCAAAUGAGCACAUUAGAAUGAUUGAUUUCUCAAGCAUUAGGGGACAAAGUGUUUUCUUAGUAAACUGCUGAAAAUGGGACUUUGCCAUCAAGAGUAAAGAUUGAUUAAAAAAAUAAAUAAAAAACUUGUUUCAAACUCUAAUAAUAAUUUGCAACAUUACUAAUGUUUUGGCGGUAUUUUUUUAAUCAAUUUAAUGCAUCCUUGGUAAACAGAAGCAUCAGUUUCUUCCAAAAUACAAAAAUGUGUUCUAGAACUUUUGACCAGUAGUGUAUUUCAUUGUCAGAGUUCCUUUCCUUGAAUGAGUUUUGUACUUUGCCACAUUUUUAUCCUUAAAAUCAAAAACACAAAAUGUAAACUCCCCUUUGACAGAUUUAUUCAAAUAUUAUGUUUCUGUUGUGGACUCUGUUUUUAGUGAUUUGUAUAUUAUUAUUAUUAUUAUAUAUUUUAAUUUGUUUAAUUUAUGGCAUGUGCAACACGAGCUAGCUUUAUCUUACAGUGUUUUAUGGCCGAUUGUAGCAUGUGGAUUUUCAAUAUGCAGAGGGUCUCCUGGGGCAGACUGUGUCCUGUUAGAGUUAAGAUUGCAUUGUUAAUGACCUACAGAGAAAGCUAUAGGACACAGCGGGUCACCUGAGAACACUGCCACUGUGUGUUUGUUUGUGCAUGAGAGAGAGUUAAAUGCUUAUUUUAUUUUAUAUUGUAUAGUGUAUAUUGUUAUUAUAGUUUAUUUUAUUCAUAACCUGGCACCUUAUUUUAUUUCUAUUUUUAUUGUUAUUUGUUACUGUUGUAUUAUUAUUGUCUCGUCAUCUGUUUUGUGUAUUAAUGCUUUGGCAAUAUUGUAUGUAAACACAAUCAUGCCAAUAAAGUACUUUAAAAAUGA